UGCUCAUUCAUAGCUAAAAUACGCAAGAAGUUAAAGGAGCCAACUAUGUUUUUGAGAUAAAAGUUUUCCUACAGCUGUGCCACAAAUUUUAGGCCUUUUAAUUCGCAGAUGUGGGAGAUCUUGUUGUCUGCUGCUCGUUAAUGGCACACGGACAAAUGCGCCCAGGCUGGCGAUGGACAGCGAGAUCAACCUGAAGUCGCAACACUCGGAAAUACGCUCGUUCGUACUUUUCGUCAACACCACCCAGCGCGAGGUGGACGUCUUCUGGGUGAACUACAGCGCCCGGCUGAUUCACUACACGAUGCUGACACCCGGUGCCCAGUGCAUGGUCAACACGUACGUUACGCACCCCUGGGCGUUUAAGGACAGGGUUUCGGGCGAACGGAUGCACGUGCGGCAUCAGCCCGUUUACCUGCCGGAACCUUACUACAGGAACUUCGACAGUACGGGGCGGUUAGCGAGAAAGGAAAUCAAAAUUCACUUCCCAGUUCGUACGUUGACGGAAAACUGUCUCUGGAGAAUCCUCGCAUUGGUGCCAGAGCAGGACGAGGAGAACUUACUAAGAGAGCUAGAAAUUCCACGCGUUUUAAUACAUGAGCUUGCAAUGUUGAGGAAAAAUAAAGCAAAGAGGAUAUGACGACCAUAAUGCCGUGUCGGAUGCAGUGGCUUUUUGGAAAAAGAAAUCUUUGUGCUGGGAAAUGACCACUACAAGGCCUUCUGAAAAACAGGCACAAUUUAGCCCAACGAACUAACUAUAACUAUAAGCAGAAUAGGUUCGCUUUGAACAAUAACGUUAAAAAUCGGUUACAUGUAGAAAAAAUAUAAAUUAUGCAAUAA
Molecule: messenger RNA, 837 nt
Organism: Anopheles coustani
Lineage: Eukaryota; Metazoa; Arthropoda; Insecta; Diptera; Culicidae
Gene: Vhl
Product: protein Vhl
Exons: 2
Coding region: 173-637 (154 amino acids)
Source: RefSeq, a predicted model, not a curated record